This is a messenger RNA of Heterostelium album PN500, 5538 nucleotides long. RefSeq names its product nucleoporin 210 (gene nup210). The coding region runs from base 1 to 5538 and encodes 1845 amino acids. Lineage: Eukaryota; Evosea; Eumycetozoa; Acytosteliales; Acytosteliaceae. The transcript is spliced from 4 exons. Gene Ontology annotation, cellular component: nuclear pore. The record is from RefSeq and is a predicted model, not a curated record.
AUGGAACUACCGACUUUAUUAUUUAUUAUUGGUUUGACAAACUGUGUUGUCGAAUCAGCAAAGAAUCAAGACACUGAAGUCAGUAUCAAAGAAGUCAGUUUAUUGUUACCAUAUACAUCUUCAAGAUCAAGACUAUUCUAUAAAUUAGGUGCAAUCAAUGGUUGUUUUGAAUGGUCAACUAAUAAUCAAGAGUUAAUCGAAUUAGAACCAUUGUAUGAAUCGGCAUCAUGUGAUACUGGUGCAGGCGGUAACAGUGGCGGUAGUACCGCACUCAUUGGAACACCUUGGGGCGAACCAGAGAGCAAGAAGUGUUCGACAAGCGUCAAGGUUUCAGUGAGAAGUGGAUUUGGAUCGCGUGAUUCCACUUUGAUUUUCGCAGAGGAUCGUGCAUCUGGAAGACGUCUGCGUUGUGAGGUGUUUGUCGACAAGAUCGCCUCUAUCAGUAUUGAGACUACCACACGUACCAUGUUCAAGGACGCCAGUGAGAUUCUCGAGGUGCUGGCAUUCGAUGCCGAAGGCAAUCGUUUCUCCACGGUGAUGGGUGUCGAGUUUGAGUGGUCGGUGUCCGCCGCCAACACCAUCCAGAUCGUGCCGUUCAAAGAUUCAUCGAUGGAUACCGAUCCUGUGCUGCUGGCGAUGGAGCGCGAAGGAUUGCAAUCAUCACUGGUUCUAGUCCAAGGAAUUGACACUGGAAGAGCACAAGUAACAGCUAGACUCACCGAAACCUCUUAUUCCAGCAUCGAUCCAUCGACUGUCACCAUCUCUGUGCUCGAACCACUCCAAUUGUUCCCCUCACAUCUUCUCUAUGUCAUUCAAGGAACUCAGAUUCAAUAUCUCUUACAGACAGAGAAGCGUAAUCAAUUGGAAACAAUUACUAUGCCAAAUCCACAAUAUGUCUGGGAUUCAACUAAUAAGAAGGUUGGUAUUGUCGAACAGAACGGUUUGUUUAUGGCAACUGAAAUUGGAAAGACAGAGAUUAUCGUGCAACACAAGAAUAUGACAGAGAAUCGUGCACAUACUAUUGUUCAUGUGGUCAGUCCAUCGUAUUUGGCGUUGAAGAUCGAACCAAUCAAUUUGGGACCGGGUCCAGUUAGCAAUUGGAAUCUGAUUGAAAGCAAAAACUAUACUUUGACCGUGGAGUUGUAUGAUACUGCUGGUCAUAAGAUCUACAACUCUGAUAUUUCGUACGACGUCGAUAUCUCUAAGAGCUAUUUCGAACCGAUCACCUACCCCGGUGGCAGAACCGGCUCCGAUACUUUCAAUGUGCGUGCUAUCAAGGAGGGUGUGACAACGGUGCGUGCCUCACUCUCAAAGAUCUACGAUCCAAAGCAUGGAAAACUUGUGCCACUUCUCCACCCGAUCUCUGUCGAACAGGAACUCACGAUCAGUCCGCAGAUCUCUUUGCUUCCACCCAUUCUCUAUUUCCCUUUUAUCGCUGGACAACCCUCCACUUCAGUUCCAUUGCGUGCUCGUGGUGGUUCUGGUGAAUACUUGUGGUACACUAAUAAUAGUUCGAUUGUUGAUGUCGAUGCUGCCGGUGUUGUUAGAACCGGUGCCAACUCUGGCCAAUGUGAAGUCGCCGUUGUCGACAAGAAGAAUCCACACAAUCGUGAAAAAGCCAAAGCUUUGGUUAUUCCACCAACCGCUAUUGCAUUCUCACCGUCACCAGUCGAAGUAGAAGUUGGAAAAGCAAUCACACUCGCUGCCGUCUUGAAAAGCGACCGUUUGGCUGCUGGCCAUCAUUUCGAUGCUUGCAACAUCCCCGAUCUCCAAUGGUCCGUUGAAGAUGGUACUGUCUUUGCUCUUCAAGAGCCGUCGGCCGUGCCAGAGUCGCAACCACGUGGAAUGGAAGGACACAUCUGGACACCACGCAAUCCAGAGCACUGCUCUGCCAAGCAAGUCAAGGCACUCAAGGAAGGACUGUCACUCGUCCACAUCGAUCACCACGGAAUGAAAGCACACAACCGUGUGUUUGCCUAUCGUCCUCUCACCCUCGAUCCACCCGAAGCGCUGGUCACUCUUGGCUCCAACGUUGUCGUGCAUCACCAAGGUGGUCCAGAACCAUGGUACAACGAUCCCAAGCUAUUCCAACGUUCAGUGGUCGCCGAGCACCCUGACGAUGUAGCCAUCACAAUGUUGUCGCCACACAGCUUCAGUGUAACUUGUCUCCAACACAACGAGCAGACUCUCACUCUCCGUGUCGGAAAUCGUGCCAACGCUGCCAAUCCUGUGCCAGCCACACCAACUGCCGCCUUCAAAUUCCGUUGUGUUCCACCAGCAUCGAUCCAACUCAGCUUGAAUGAAGACGCCGACAAGUUGACUGAUCUCCCUACUGGUGCAGCAUGCUCCAACUCUAUCGUCGCACUCAACGAGCGUAAACCAAGCCAAUCCAGUGAUGUUCCACUCUACAAAGUACGUAACAAUCGUGAUCUUCCAUUUAUUGCCGCUGUCUUUGAUGAAGCUGGUCGUCGUUUCACCAACUUCUCCACAUUGAAAUUCGACUGGGCUUCAAAGGAUGAGCAACUCGCCAAGUGGACACCAUCCAUCAUUGGAUCACUCGCAACACUCGGACUCUUCAAGCGUGAAGGUCGCACCCGUUUAGAGUCGGCAGUCACUGGAUACAACACUGAGAUUCUCAAGCGUGCCGGUGUCACCAAGAACAUCCCAACUCUCGAUUCCAAACAACUGCACAGUUCCGUCGAUCUCGACUUGAUCUCCAAUGUCAAAUUGGUUCCAUCGCAUUCCACUCUCUUUUUGAAUGAGAAGAAUGUACUCUCGCUAGAAGCACUCGGUGGUAGCGGUAGUUUCUCAUUCAGUUCCAACAACUCCAAGAUUGCCAAGCUCGAACCCAACAAGAAUGUUGUCCUCGUCAAACCGAUUGCACCUGGCUACCUAAAGGUUGAUGUUACCGAUGUCUGUUUGGGAGGCGCUUCUGAACCAGCCAUUGUAUUCAUCUCGGAGAUUGGACAUCUCGAGAUAUCGUCAUCAGAGUUGAUCCAAGUCGGAGGUUCCACUCCGUUGCACGUCAAUGCAUUCGACUCGAACGGUAAUCCAUUCGAUCAAUCACAAUAUAACUACAUUGAUUUGACUCCACACAUUGAUAAUCCAAAUGUUCUCGGUAUCAAACCAACACCUGAAGAUCCUCAGACAUUCACACUCCGCGGUCUCGACGCUGGUGUAGCCACUCUCUCGCUGGCCAACACCAAUCCACGCACCGGAAAUGUAGCACAAUCGCCAACCACCCAAAUUCAAGUAUUCCCACCAUUCAAAGUAUCGCCACAAACACUUCACUUGGUUCCAGGUGGACACUUCCAACUCCAAUGGAGUGGAGGUGCUGCCUCUCGUCAGGACGUCUCUUUCAAGGCAGAGAACCCAUCGGUUGCAUCUGUCGAUCGCUCAGGAGAAAUCAUCGCGCGUGGCAUCGGUGAAACAGUGAUCACCGCCAUUGCCAAUAUCGUCGAUACCAAGACUGGAAAAUCUCAAAAGAUUGGCGAAGACACUCUCACCGUCUACGUCAAGAACAUGACUGGAAUUCGUCUGCACAGCACCAUCGAUCGUCUUUUGGUUGGCGACGAAGCCAAGAUCCGUGUUAUCGGUGCCAACGGAGAGACUCCAUUCACCUAUGGAACAGUCGACCUCUACUUUACAUGGGAAUGUCUCGACGAUGGUUACAUUGUAUCGCUCCUACCGGUCUACCAAUCGGCCAACACCACAAUCGAAACUGAAGGUUCGUUUGGUGUUCGUGUCUUGGCGAAUGCCGCUGGCAGCACAACUGUCACCGCCUACGCCUACAGCGACAACGAUCGUUCUCGUCUCCUCUUCAAGACUCCACCCUUCAAAUUCACAGUUGUCGACAGCAUCGGUAUUCCCACCUACAGUCUCUUGUUACCUCUCAACACCGUCUACCUACUUCCAUCCGUAACCAACAAAGAAGGAAUCGACAUUUCCAGACUGGAUUGUCUGACCAAUAUCAACUGUGAUGGUGUCACCGUCAAGGACAUGAAGAUUAUCACACAGGAUCGUAUUGGAACUUGUUAUCUCUCUGCCACUCGUGGUGGACGUGGUGACACUUCCUCACUUGUCAAAGUUAACACCAAGCCUUUCUCUCAUCUCGAAGUGAUUCCACUCAAUCCAAUCACUGUCGUACCAAUGGGCGGUUCCAUAACCUUUGGCCUCUACUUGCGUGACGACAUUGGUGAACUCUUUAGCAGCUAUGCUGGUGUCGCAUUUGAAACAGAGUUUAGCAAUGCCGGUAUCAUCGCGGUGCACAUCGAACAAAAUCCAAAUCCAACUAGCAACCAACCACCUGUCACUCUUGUCGCCAAAGCAUUGCGUGCCGGCAUCGUUACACUGCGUGUCUACCUCAAGGGAAUGGAUCACAUCGACGACUAUGUAAAGAUCUUUGUCGGUAGAUUCAUCGAGCCAGACAACUUGAUUGUCCACGUCGGUGCCAAGAUCCAAUUCAAGCUGGAUACACAACAACUUUCACAGCGUGGAUACGCACUUCCAAUGGGUGGUGAACGCGUCUGGGGAACUGGAAACAGCACAAUCAUGGCAGUGGAGCCAGCCACCGGAAAGGCAACCGCUCUUCAACCAGGUCGCACCACAAUCAACUACCUGAAGAAUCCAUCGUCACAAGCCAUCAUCCAAGUCGCAAAGAUCGCCAGCAUCGACUUGGAACUCGCCAACCAAGUUAUUGUCUCGACCAACGAAAAGUAUUCCUAUCCACUCCGAUUCAAGACUCAGACCUCACAGGAAUUGACCUCGCACCGCUCCGUUCAAAACAACAUCGAUUGCACCUGUUUCAUCAAGGAUACCAACGUUGCCACUGCCAAAUGUGAACUCUCUGCAACCGACACCACCCAAUUCCAGUGUGUCGUCACACCAAAGAGCAUACCAACCUCAGUGGUCGACCGAAUCACUCUGGUUAUUCGCGUUGCCGAUCGUCCAUCGACCUACAGUCUCGAGAAACAAUUCGAUCUUCCAUUCGAAACAUCGUUCAACAUCUUGGGACGCAACGAAGUACAACUCACCUCGAAAUCCAACUCUUACAACCUCAAUAUCGAAUCGUAUCACCCGCUUCUCGUGGAAUCAUCCGAUAGCUCACUUGUCACAGUCACCCCACUCCCGGCAACACAAUCACCCUCGGGAACUGGACUCAUGUAUAAUUACAUCAUCACACCGGCCAAGAAUGCUCAGUCAUUCCAAGACGUACCGGUGUAUAUACGCAGCUCCGAAAGCAAGACAAAGCAGUCGGUGCUUGUCUCUUACAACGAACACUCAUCGUAUGUCAACCAACAGUCAUCGUUGCCCUACAUGACCAUCUCAGGAUUGGGUCUAGCGAUUGUGAUUGCAUUGAUAACAUUCUUUUUCUCAUUUAAAUACAAUCAUAAGCCACCCACCUACGUCAUUCCAUCUCAAUCCAGACCAAUUCCAGCAUCACCAUUCAGAUCACCACCACCACCAACUAGUUUCCAAUCACCACGAGGCGGAUCCGAUUCCAUCUAUCUUUCACAAUCAAAGUAUGGACGAUAUUAA